AGCGCGCGAACGGCUCAAGCGCCGCCGCCUAACUGCGGGUGCCUGGCCACCCCCCGCACCCCCCAUUCGGGCAUGGAAUGGCGCCCGACGGGGGCGCCGCAGACGCUCGUGUCCCCCCUGCCGACGCCCUUCUCCCUCCCUCUCCCUCCUCCCCCCCCUCUCGACGACGCGGCUGCCCGCGCGGAGGGCGCGGCCCGCCUGCGCCGGGCCCGGCUCGCCUCCUGGUGCCGCUGCUGCGAAGGAAGCGUGGAGCCCGGGGACGCGAUCUUCCCCGUGGCUGGCGGGCGCGGCCCGGGGGAGGAGGCCAGGCGCAGCGGCCUGUCGUGGAUCCACCUCGGCUGCGCCGAGGCAGGUAACGGCGGCACUCUGCCCCCCCGCCCCGUCUGCAAGCACUUUGUCCGGGCGGGGCGGUGCCAGUACGCCGAGGCGUGCUUCUUCGCGCACCCCGAGGGCCGAGACGUCGAGGCGGCCAGGCGUGCGGAGCGGCGGCGCGAGGCGCCGAACCAGAAGGUGGCCAAUCGCGGCGAGGGUCGCCGGAAUCACGUCAAGAACGACAGCCGCGUGUCGGUUCUGCGUCGUUGGUUGCUCGACCAGUUCGGCCUGGAGCACCUCAGGAGCAGGCGAGGCGUGCUCGACGUGGCUGGCGGCAAGGGCGAGCUGGCCUGGGAGCUGGUGAAUCUGAACGGCGUUCCAGCGUGCGUGCUCGAGCCGAGGCCUUUGGAGCUGUCCUCGUGCAGGAAGAAGUGGAGCCGUGGGCUGUAUUGGCGCAACCCGAUCUUUCACAGGUGGCUGCAUUGCGGGCACGACCCCUCUGGGCCCACCUCCGCGCCGCCGCACGUGCGGAUUAUGCUGGAGUCGAGCGUAGUCGCGUGGGCGGCCGGAGAGUCAGAGGCCGGCGAGGCGGUGUUCGAAGGCGGCAGGCGCAGAGCCCGAGCGCUGGCCUGGACCCGGAAGGGCCUCCGGGAGCACGAGCCGGACGAGGCGGAGCCGCCCGCGCCCGCCGCCACGGCGCGCCCCCCGGCCUCCGAGCCCGCCGAGCCCAGCUCCGCGGACGAGGACCGAAGCCCGCCCCCCGGGCCCCGAGCCCGCCGAGCCCGGCUCCGCAGAUGAGGAGGCAGGCGACGGCCUGGAGGUCACCUCCCCGCUCGAGGCUGUGGAGCUGCUGCGGGAGUGCAGCACGGUGGUCGCGCUGCACCCCGACCAGGCGGCCGAGCCCGCCGUGGCGUUGGCCCUGGCUCUGGGCAAGGCCUUUGCGGUGGUGCCCUGCUGUGUCUACGCCGCGAGCUUCCCGCGGCGGAGGCUGCGCGACGGCGCGCAGGUGAGGACCUACGAGGACCUCCUGAACUACCUGCAAGGGUUCCACCCGCGCAUCCGGCGCGCGGACCUGGACUUCGAGGGCAAGCGCCUUAGAUGCUGUUAGAAACGCCGGGUGGCGCUUUUGAUGUCCGUUCUCAAGACUUUGUUUGUUUCAGAUUUGGGGCCAUCUUCUUUUUCCGUCGUGGGAUUCCCGCUCGCGCCGUGUUCGUUCCGGUUCCGCGCAGUUUUGCGUGUUCUUAUUCGGUGUUGGGGGUCCCUUUUUGUUCCCCGGAACGGUUGAGAUCCAAGGCGGGAACCAUGGCAGUCCAGCAAAUAAAAUCAUGUGCGUCUUUUGUUAGCGGUUUUCAGCUUCUCGGUGUUCGGCCAAUGGCCGACACCCGCAAAGUUGUUCACAAACAGACGCCCCCCAUGGCAUUCAACAUCAUCAGCUAAGGCAAGCACACCGUGCUGUACAUGACCCCCGAGGACGUCCUCGAUCUCUAGAGCCGCGCGCCGCGGCGAGCGCCCGAGGGGCUGGUCCCGCCCGACACCCACGGCCUGCCGCGCAGCGCCAGGGAAGCCCUGUGUGCCAAGGCGGAGGCUGCGGCCCCGGACGUCGACGCGCCGCCCCCCCGCGGGCUGCCCUGGGCUUCAUUCGCUCGGCAGCAAGUCAUGGGAGCCAAUCGGGGAGUCGUGCUUGCUGAGAGUUCUCGGAUGUCAGGCUCAGAGGGAGGCCUAGCUGCAGACGCUGGUUGCCAAUCGCGUUGGACCGCGCGAGCAACAUCGCGUGUGUCCUCGCAAUUCCAGCUGUAGAGUGUAGUCGCGUGCACUAGCGUUGGGUAAUCGAUGAGAAAGCGCCGACUUAGCGUCGAGUUUGAGUCGAAUUGCGUCGCCGAACAUCGGUUCGCAAGAGCGAGCAAGAUGGCAUGGGAGGAUCCCAUGAGUUGCGACCCAAGGUGUUGAGGCCGAGAGGUUGGCAACAUCACCAGUAUCGACGGUGUGCCUCCGCCGAGGUGAGAUGAUCCCGAUCUCGGUGAUGGCGGUAAUUCUCAGGCUUUCUGGGUGGCCAGAAGAUCACCACCGACACGAACGUCUAUGAUCAUCUUCCCCUCCAGGAGGCAAUCCUCUGUGUUGGUGCUGGUGCCCUUUUUCAAGCCUUCAACAUCGUUGUUCUUUGCAUGUUCUUGCUGUGGCCAGGCGGCCUCGGUUGGCCCGCGUGAGCUCGCUGGGACGUUCACGCCUCCGAAGAGGGCCACGAGAGCCUGGCGCGAACCCGCCAGGAUAAGCAUCCCAGUGAUCGGGGCCCGCCUUAAGCGCUUUGCCCCCAGCUUUGAGCGCCCCUGGCGCCCCGCAGAAGGCGCCCCUAUCGGCCGCGGAUGUGCGCGCACCCCCUCGCAGCAGCCCCCUGGCGGCAGCGGCCGCGCUGGAGCUCUGCGAUGAGCAGCCCUGCUACCGGCACUGUGGCUCGGCGGCCUGCCAUUGCGCUGAUGCGGGGCCUGCAGAUGCGCCGCCAUCCCCAGACCUCCAGCGUCUCGAGGAGACCGUUUUUUAUACCCUGGCGAUCACGGGCGUGACCUGGGGACGGGACGCC
Prorocentrum cordatum is the source of this 2887-nucleotide messenger RNA. Lineage: Eukaryota; Dinophyceae; Prorocentrales; Prorocentraceae. The record is from the annotation of a GenBank genome assembly.